Messenger RNA from Parathielavia appendiculata, 1065 nucleotides. RefSeq lists its product as uncharacterized. Lineage: Eukaryota; Fungi; Ascomycota; Sordariomycetes; Sordariales; Chaetomiaceae. The coding region runs from base 1 to 1065 and encodes 354 amino acids. The record is from RefSeq and is a predicted model, not a curated record. The transcript has 4 exons.
AUGGUUUGGGUCGACAACGCAACGCCUGAAGUCGAUGCGAUUUCAGAGUGGAGGACCAUCGUGGCAAUUUGCACCGUUCUUUCGGCGUUUUCCUUGACGAUUGUGUCGGCGCGGCUCUGGAUUCGGCAUAAGAACCAUGGGUUGGCGGCCGACGACUGGAUGUCGAUUCUGUCCAUGGUGUUUGCCCUGAUAUACUCGAUUCUCUGCAUAGUCCAAACCAAAUAUGGCCUCGGAUUGCCGCUGGCAUUGCGCCCAAAGGCGAAUCUCAUCCCGUACACACGGAGCAACUACGCCGGCCGGCCGAUUUACCAGAUGGGCAUCAGCUUCUUCAAGGUCGCGCUCUUGAUCAGCUACCUCAGACUCUUCAAGGGAACCAGCCAUGUCGUCUACCGCCGGGUCGUUUGGAUCGCGAUGGCUGCGAUUGUGGCCGGGCACUUGGGGUGCUCGCUGACCCUCAUCCUGGCGUGCAGUCCGGUGCACAAAUCAUGGGAGCCGUCGGUACCCGGCACGUGUCUUGCUCCGGGCCCGUCGUUCACAGCAUAUGCCAUCGUGACCAUUGUGUCCGACGUGGUCGUUGCGGUCAUCCCGAUCCCUGUCCUUCUCCAGCUCAAGGUCAACACGGGCAAGAAAGUCGGUCUUAUUGUCAUUUUCCUUCUCGGUCUCUUCACGACUCUCUGCUCCGUUUUUCGGUAUCUCCAGAUCGACAGAAUCCAGUACGGCGAUGGCAACUCGACCAUGCUUAUUUUAUGGGGUGUGAUUGAGUUCAAUGUCGGGAAUGUGGUCUCAUCCCUGCCCUUCCUCGCGCCGAUCUUUCUACGAAAAGCUAAAGAGUACACUACCAAAUACUCGGGCAGCGGGAACAAUUACGGGAGCGGGGCGCGCAGGAUCGGCAAGUCGAGCGAUGCAUACAAGCUGAGCAGCCUUUCCAGCCAGCGCAAGGGCACCUUUGCCACCACCAUCCAGGGACAGAGCACCGGCAGCGAGGAAAACAUUCUCAAGGCGAGUCCCGAACACUCCAUCAUGAAGUCGGUCACGUACAGUGUCCGGGUUGACCGAGACGAAUGA